AGUACGUACCCAAGUAGUAAUAAACGCUGGGAUGAAACUCAAUCCCUCGAUACAACCGAUCCAUCUGCAGCCAGCCGAGCAUCACAUCAAACCCCAUCCAUCCAGCUGUGCCGUUCUCACCUCAUCUUGUGUGGAUGCACUUCCUUUUUCUUAUUACUCGGACACAUGUGUCAAGCUCCGUAUCUGGCUCCGCUGUGA
Molecule: messenger RNA, 198 nt
Organism: Bipolaris victoriae FI3
Lineage: Eukaryota; Fungi; Ascomycota; Dothideomycetes; Pleosporales; Pleosporaceae
Exons: 1
Source: RefSeq, a predicted model, not a curated record